AUCCAGCUCAAUUCCAAGUCCUCUUGAAGAUCCUGAUAUGCAACUCACAAAUGAAAAGCAGGCAGAUGAGAAAGCCAUUAAUGCUAUCGUUAUAAAUGCAGUGUCCGAAUUCAAUAUCACAGAUGGACCAGCCAAGGAAACCCCCUGUGAGAAAAAACUGUCAGCAUCCAGCAUAUCAGUGUCCUCCCUUGAAGAAUGCCAAAAGAAAUUUUCCUACCUCCAAACUGAUACUUCCGUUCAUCCGAGAGACACCGAUGAGGAGUGUGCCUCCCUUAUCCUCACCUGUCUGUUUUGCCAGUUUUUGGAUUGUCUCCUAAUGCUCCCAGAUACUUGUGAGACGGUGUGCACCAACGUGUGCUGCCCCUCUCACAGGUACCACUACACCUCGGAUGAGAGCCAUUCCCGGAAUGAUUGCAACUGCAACUGUGACGUGGACUGCAGCCUUUUUGAAUCCUGUCAUGAGACCAGUGAAUGUCUGGAGCUGGCCAUGGAGAUUUCAGAAAUCUGUUAUCGCUAAUGCCACAAAGGAAGCCCCUUCCAGCAGACCUCCUUGGCCCCAAGGGGAAACUCCUUUACACUAAGACUGUAAUUUCCUUGUGCUGAAAUGAAAGGACUGUACACAUUUCUUGGAUGCCUAUAGACCAUUUUAUUCUGCACCUGUCUGGGAAAGCUAGUAUUGUCAACCCAAUGGUCUUAGUCCAAAUUUCCCAACCGCAUGGCUCGCUGAAAAAUAAGAUCUUGAUCACAUGUGAUGAACAAAUCUUAAAUACCUCUUAAAUGCCAUAGGUACAAGAUGUUUCUUGACUGUAAAAUAGCAUGUGAAACCA
Phacochoerus africanus (Common warthog) is the source of this 827-nucleotide messenger RNA. It is a transcript of the gene MDFIC2, whose product is annotated as MyoD family inhibitor domain containing 2. The record is from RefSeq and is a predicted model, not a curated record. The transcript is spliced from 3 exons. The coding region runs from base 38 to 517 and encodes 159 amino acids. NCBI's taxonomy places the organism in Eukaryota, Metazoa, Chordata, Mammalia, Artiodactyla, Suidae.